AUGAAUAUGUUCAAGCGUUUCUUUUCAAAGGCUCACUCGAACGGAUACGCCGCGCUGCGUUCUUAUGAGGAGGCACCAAACCCUACGCAAGACAUCCAUCUUCCCUUCUACACCUCUCUUCCUUCCCUCCACGACCCGCGGCAGUUACCCGCGGCCCAUGUACACAUCGAUCUCCGUCUUGCGAAGUCAUUCGGUGGCGCCACAGCGUCUGACAAGUCCUUUGUCGUCCCUCCCAUACGAUGCGCCACACCGCAGUCUUCAUUUCUGCCAUCACAUAUCAUACCGGAGUUCAUCCGCUGGGAAACGAUUAAAAGCGGCGUGCAUGAAUAUUGUCGCCCGAUCGGCUGGGGCGUUGUCAUCGUGCUAUCGUGCACAGCAGUAGCGAUAGCAUGGUCGUGUUUUACCGUGCUCAUAGGUGUGCUGGUUUUCCAAAGCACCCACUCGGAGCCUUACAUUCAGGCCACUGGCGGUGUAUUCAUCGAGGCAACUGUCGGAGCCUCUAUCCUGGGUGGCGCGGCAGGGUUGUUGCUGUACAGCAGUUACCAAAUCGUGGUGAUGGGGCCAGAGAGGAGGAAGGAGGAAGGCCGCAUCGCGAAGCUGUAUGGCCAUAACUUGCUUCCCGUCAUGUGCGUAACCCUAUGCGGCGUCGGGUUGGCGGCACAGUGCCUCGGUAUGGCGGUUCUUAAUGGGAAACAUUCGGGUGGGUUGGGCGCGGGCAACGCUCUUAUCGUGAGCGUCGUCGGGCAGGUUCUAUCUGGUAUGGCCGUCUUUCUAGGCACCUUGGAAGGGAAUACAAAGAGGUCGUAUAGAUUGUAG
Messenger RNA from Sparassis crispa, 816 nucleotides. RefSeq lists its product as hypothetical. Lineage: Eukaryota; Fungi; Basidiomycota; Agaricomycetes; Polyporales; Sparassidaceae. The record is from RefSeq and is a predicted model, not a curated record. The coding region runs from base 1 to 816 and encodes 271 amino acids. The transcript has a single exon.